This is a messenger RNA of Esox lucius (northern pike), 1129 nucleotides long. RefSeq names its product coiled-coil-helix-coiled-coil-helix domain containing 2 (gene chchd2). The coding region runs from base 146 to 685 and encodes 179 amino acids. Gene Ontology annotation, cellular component: nucleus; mitochondrion. The record is from RefSeq and is a predicted model, not a curated record. NCBI's taxonomy places the organism in Eukaryota, Metazoa, Chordata, Actinopteri, Esociformes, Esocidae. Gene Ontology annotation, biological process: mitochondrion organization; positive regulation of transcription by RNA polymerase II. Gene Ontology annotation, molecular function: sequence-specific DNA binding. The transcript has 4 exons.
CACCGGAAGUUAGACUUACCGUGGUAGAAACUUCCGGAAUUAACCUUUACAUUUCUACGAAGGUCGAUUAGCUGUGUAGCCAUAUACUAAGCUUUCGUUACAGGGGUAUUUUCUCGUCAUAUUUAACUUACUUUAACAGUUGAAAAUGCCAAGAGGAAGCAGAAGCCGCACGUCAAGGAUGGCCCCACCAGCAAGGGCUGCGCCAACACGACCCCCAAUGGCCAGGGCUGCGGCUCCACCAUCGUAUGCCCCAGCGCCUGCCCAUGCCCCACCUUCCGCCAUGGCUGCCCCAGCCGCUGGUGCUGCCCGCCAGCCUGGCAUGUUUGCUCAGAUGGCCACUACAGCUGCUGGGGUAGCCGUUGGGUCGGCCGCAGGGCACAUGAUUGGACAUGCAAUGACAGGAGGAAUGGGUGGAGGCGGAGGAAGCCAGGAGGCUGCCAGGCCUGACGUCACCUACCAGGAGCAGCCCCCGCAGUAUCAACAGCAACCUCCCAUGUACCCACCAUCCCAGUAUCAGCAGCAGCCCCAGUCCAUGUUCCAACAGGAGCCUGGCCCCCAGCAGGGAUCCUGCUCUUAUGAGCUCAAGCAGUUCAUCGAGUGUGCACAGACCCAGAGUGACCUGAAACUGUGUGAGGGAUUCAGCGAGGUCCUCAAGCAGUGCAAGUUCUCCAAUGGGAUGUCCUGAGAGGCAGACAAACCCAUCAAGACUGCAGACAAACUCAACAGAUGCAUAGUGCUGAUAAAGAGUCAUUAUACCUGGCUUUGUGGUUUUUUUUGUCAGUUUAUCACAGUCAUCAUCUUAUGGACAAUAAAAUGAUUUCUCAGGUUGAUUCUGUAAAGCUUAUAAUAAUAGUUUAAUGUAAUGUUGAUUAAUGUGUGUUGUAUGAUUUAUUUGAAGGUAACGCACAUUUUUAAUUGGCUUUAUGACAGGGGAUGAGAUUACAAGGCAACUUGACUUGUUUUACAAGUGAGAACCAUUCCUCCUCAAGCAUUGAGCAGAAUCUGUUGGGUAGCCAGGCUAACUCCCUGAUGCAACACCCUCCCUUUUUCAUCUUAUCUAGAUUGGAGUUGUACAAUAACAAUUUGCUUGUAACAAGCAUUGGAUCAAAUAAAGCACUUCUAAAUCAUA